This is a messenger RNA of Rubroshorea leprosula, 1527 nucleotides long. The record is from the annotation of a GenBank genome assembly. NCBI's taxonomy places the organism in Eukaryota, Viridiplantae, Streptophyta, Magnoliopsida, Malvales, Dipterocarpaceae.
CGAGCCUCCACAACUCCAACCAACCCAACAAAGAGAAGAAAAGCAGAGUCCAUCUCCUUCAAUCGCCAUGGCGAGGGCCUUAAUUGCCGGGGCUAGAACAGUAUUCUUUUCACUGUUCUUGUUGCUAUGCUUAACGUGUAACAACAAUCUUGUCCCCGUCGCGGAGGCUAUAUGGUUGACGAUUCCCGGCUCCGGUACCAGGUGCGUUUCGGAGGAAAUCCAGACUAACGUCGUUGUUUUGACGGAUUACUACGUCAUCGAUGAAAACAACCCUGAACACAUCCCCACCAUCUCAGCCCGGGUAACAUCUCCCUUCGGCAACAAUCUUCACCACAAUGAAAAUGUGAGUCAUGGUCAAUUUGCAUUUACAACCAGUGAGACAGGCAACUAUCAAGCUUGUUUCUGGCUGGAUUCCAGUCAUCAACAUGGUGGUGCAAGUUUAACUCUUGGCCUUGACUGGAAAAUUGGAAUUGCUGCUCAGGAUUGGGAAUCGGUUGCUAAGAAAGAAAAGAUUGAGGGAGUCCAACUUGUUCUGAGGAGGCUUGAGGGAGUAGUGGAAGCUAUACAUGGAAAUUUAAUCCAUCUUAAGAACAGGGAAGCAGAGAUGAGGGAAGUCAGUGAAAGAACAAAUGCAAGGGUGGCAUGGUUCAGUAUCAUGUCUCUUGGUGUCUGCAUUGUAGUUUCAGUUCUGCAGCUAUGGCACCUGCAGCGCUUCUUUCAAAAGAAAAAGCUCAUCUAGAUUUUACUCUCUUCCUUUUGUUUUCUGAUACUGAUUUUGAGAACUGCAGAUUCUUGUUCAACGCCCGGCAGAAAGAUCAUUUCUGAGGGUUUGUUCUUGUUAACAACAUUAUCAGGCUUAAUGAUGUUUUCUCUUGUAGAAAUUGGUAAAAAAGUCAUUAUCCAUGUAUGAUGCUGAAGUUGAACCACAUGAAAUUUGAACUGUCUUGUAUCAUGCAGUUUCACAAAUGGAAGUAUUACAAGCAAUAGAAGUUAGCCUUAUUGUUCGAAUUGUGUAAUUAAGGAUAAAAAUUCAUAUUCCAUCUAAUAUCAUAUCUUUCAGCUAGAAAGCUAGUGCUGUUCCUAGCUCUGGUUGAAAUUAUAAACUUCUGACAGCAAUCAUAUGUUUUCUAUUUUAUUUGCUCGAUUUUAUCAUUCUCUCCCCACCUUGCCAUAGCUGGUUUAAUGCUUAUCGCCAUCAAAUCACAAAGCUGCUUUAUCCAAAAGUAAUUAGGAUAUGCAAUAUGCUGGCCAGUGAUGUCAACUCUUUCAUGUAGCUAGAUUUAGGCUGGACACCAUUUUAUCUUGCUCAUAACUUUGAUUUAGCCAAGUGGGCAUUCCCUUGCACUUGUCUCGCCAAUAUUAAUGAACUGUCCCUUUCUAGUUUCUAUACAUCGUUCUUGAAGGUGUUAUCUCACACAAGUGCCAAUUGUUCUUUCAGGAAACACUACCUAGAUUAUCUCCUUAACUUUGGUGUAGAACUCAUCCCAAAGAAGAUGGCAGCUGCUCUAAUAGAGUAAGAGGUAUCUG